This is a messenger RNA of Laetiporus sulphureus 93-53, 938 nucleotides long. RefSeq lists its product as uncharacterized. Gene Ontology annotation, molecular function: protein-lysine N-methyltransferase activity. Bases 78 to 938 code for a protein of 286 amino acids. The transcript has a single exon. Lineage: Eukaryota; Fungi; Basidiomycota; Agaricomycetes; Polyporales; Laetiporaceae. The record is from RefSeq and is a predicted model, not a curated record. Gene Ontology annotation, biological process: peptidyl-lysine dimethylation.
GCGACGCCUUGCGUAGAAUCUUCGCCGCAGAGUGCUAAUCAGUGUAUUUCCGACAUCUAACGGAUCCAGGCAGUGCCAUGGCUGAGCCUGAGGAUCUUCUCUCCGAGUCUUUACAAGUUCUGUACGACUGUGCGCCUGUUGCACACUCGUCUGCGGGAUCGGUCUUCACCUACACCUAUCCUGGGCUGUAUACUGAAAAAAUGACUCGCAGUACCUCCAACCCGUUGCUGACUAUUACUGUCCGAACACCCGAUACUCAGGCUGCCAACUGGCCCCUGCAUGCAUCCUCCAUAUGGAUGUCAUCUCUGUAUAUGGCUGAUAAUCUCUCUGAGCUGGAUCUCGACCGCCAUAUACGCGUGGUGGUCGACAGGGGCGAACGCUUACGCGUGCUAGAGUUAGGGGCGGGGGCAGGCCUUCCGGGAAUCCUAAAUGCUAGGUUGUAUGAUGAUGUGGAAGUUGUCUCGAGUGAUUAUCCCGACGAGGAGCUCAUACGGACUUUAUCGGACAACAUCAAGCAGAAUGAGGGUCCAGACAGGUGUCGUGCCGUGCCGUAUGCCUGGGGAUCUGAUCCUGCCAUUCUCUUCACCCCCUCGCCUAAAGGUGCAUCGCCAUUGGAUCCGAGCUUCGACGUGGUCAUCGCCGCCGAUACACUGUGGAAUUCCGAGCUGCAUUCCCUCUUCAUCCAGACCAUUUGCUCGACGUUGAAGAGAUCGACUGAGUCCCGGGUAUAUCUUGUUGCGGGCUUGCACACAGGAAGGUACACGAUACAGGCGUUUUUGAGGGCUGUAUCAGAAACGGGGCUCGAGAUCGAGACCGCCACGGAGAAGGAAAUUAAUGGCACGACGACUCGACCGUGGAACGUCGAAAGAGACGAGGAGACUGAGAAGGACCGGAGACGUUGGGUGGUAUGGGUGGUCCUCAGGUGGGGAUCGCUUUAG